This is a messenger RNA of Fragaria vesca subsp. vesca, 499 nucleotides long. RefSeq lists its product as uncharacterized. Gene Ontology annotation, biological process: regulation of DNA-templated transcription. The record is from RefSeq and is a predicted model, not a curated record. Bases 1 to 369 code for a protein of 122 amino acids. Gene Ontology annotation, molecular function: zinc ion binding. Lineage: Eukaryota; Viridiplantae; Streptophyta; Magnoliopsida; Rosales; Rosaceae. The transcript has 2 exons.
AUGUUUGGAACAGCAAUAAGGCUCAUUGGGAGAAAACCGAAACCGAAGAUGAAACCGAUAGAGCUCAAAACUCCACCUGAGCAGACACAGACCAUCACUAGGGCCAUCUUUGAUAUCGUGAAGGAGCACGGUCCUCUCACCAUUUCUGAAACAUGGGAUCACGUUCAGGAAGUUGGUUUAAGAGGACUGACGAGCAAGAGGCACAUGAAGAUAGUGUUGAGGUGGAUGAAGGAGAGGCAGAAGCUCAGACAAAUAUGCAACCAUGUAGGACCUAAUAAGCAGUUUCUGUAUACAACUUGGUUUACAAAACCCAACAUCAAGCAGCAGCCAAAACCAGUAAAUGGUUUUUCACACCCCAAGUCCUCUUGAAAUCCAUGGUUUACUAGCUGAAAUGCUUGCUCUGCAGUCUGCGUAAUCAAACUCUAAAUGUUAGCGGUUACUGUCUGUUAUCUUUCUCUUACCAAAAUGUCGUGAUUCUACUUAAUGUUAUAUUGAUUGC